AUGAGCGAUGCAAGCAAUUCCACCCACGACCCUGGCCGUGAUGGCGGGGCCCCAAGCUACAGAGCUUCAACCGACAAGCCUCAUCCCUCCGAGUUUCUCGAGUUCGUCACGGUCCCGGGACAACCAGGUGCAUGCCGCCUUGAACCUUUAAAGGCACAGAAUGAGCGGGACACCGCCAAAUCUCCCGCAGAGGACCGAAUACACAUUACACAAUCCAACGAUGAUCUGUUCCAUGGCCUCUCUGCGGCCAUUCCUGGCCUGCGCAGGUUGUCAGUCGAGGCUCGAGCUGCUACAAAGGCCGAACAUGCGAUGACAUUCUUGAGGGGCUGUCGGCUAUAUCCGAAAGCAAUCGCAUGGUCGCUGCUCCUAAGCAUGACCAUCGUGAUGGAAGGCUAUGACUUGACCCUGGUCAAUUCUUUCUUUGCAUUUCCAGUCUUUAGGCGCUCUUAUGGCCAGAUCAUCAAUCCACAUGCUCCGUCUGGUCAGCAGGAUUACCAGGUUUCCCCAGCAUGGCAAUCUGGUCUCACCAAUGCAGCCGUUGCCGGCGAAAUUCUGGGCUUGAUGUUUAAUGGCUUUCUCACCGAUCGCUUUGGCUAUCAUAAGACCAUGGUCGGCACUCUGAUUUGGAUGUCUCUGUUCGUGUUUCUUGCCUUUUUUGCGGUCGAUAUCAAGAUGCUCCUCGCAGCGCAGGUUCUAUGCGGUCUCCCUUGGGGAUGCUUCCAGACACUUUCGACCACGUACGCGGCGGAGGUGAUGCCAGUAGCUCUGAGAGCCUACCUUACAUCAAAUGUCAAUAUGUGCUGGCUUAUCGGUCAGCUGGUCGGAGUUAGUGUCAUCCGAGGUCUCGUCCAUAAUAAUUCUGAAUGGUCGUAUCGCAUACCCUUCGGUUUACAAUGGGCGUUCGCGGUUCCUAUUUUGGCGGGCGUGCUCCUCGCACCCGAGAGUCCCUGGUGGCUGGUCCGACAUGAGAAAAUCAGCGAGGCCAAGAAAUCCCUAUUACGACUUACGACCAAAGAUUCCGACCCGGAUUUCAAUGCCGAUGAAACCGUGGCAAUGAUGCAGCACACGAACGAAGUGGAAAAAUACCUGAAUGGCGGCGGCGUGUCAUACCUAGACUGCUUCAAGGGAACCGACCUUCGACGAACGGAGAUAUGCUGCAUGGUGUGGUGUACUCAAGCCCUGUGUGGCAGCUCGAUGACCGGUUUCGCCGCAUACUUUUACGAGCAAGCAGGCUUUGAUACCGCCGACAGCUUCAAUCUGGCCGUCGGCAUGUAUGGGGGCGCGAUCUGUGCGGGAAUUCUAGCCUGGGUUGGAAUGCGCAAGAUCGGCCGACGUACACUGUACCUGGGGGGUUUGGUUGGGUCGUUGAUCAUCCUGAUUGUGACAGGCAUUGUCGGCACCUUCAAGGAGACUGACAGCACUUCUUGGGCACUGGGGUCAUUGAUCAUCGUCUUGACGUUCGUAUACGACUUCACGGUGGGGCCCGUCUGCUAUGUCCUCGUAGCCGAGAUUCCCUCCAGUCGGCUGCGAGUCAAGACAGUGGUCAUCGCCAGAGUGGCCUACAACAUCGUCAGCAUCAUCACCAAUGUCAUCACGCCUCGGAUGCUGAAUCCCUCGGCGUGGGACUGGAAGGGGAAAUCGUGCUUUUUCUUCGCCGGCACGACGCUAUUGUGUUUGGUGUGGUGCUGGUUCCGUCUCCCGGAGCCUAUGGGGUUGACGUACAUGGAGUUGGACAUUUUGUUUGAGAAGAAGGCCAAGGCCAGCAAGUUCAAGGAGUUCCAGGUCAAUCUGGCCGGUACGGGAUACUUUUCUCUCACGCAGACCAGGUCGGACAGUGUGUGGAGAGGAUAUCAAUAG
Molecule: messenger RNA, 1857 nt
Organism: Fonsecaea multimorphosa CBS 102226
Lineage: Eukaryota; Fungi; Ascomycota; Eurotiomycetes; Chaetothyriales; Herpotrichiellaceae
Exons: 2
Coding region: 1-1857 (618 amino acids)
Biological process (GO): carbohydrate transport; transmembrane transport
Cellular component (GO): membrane
Molecular function (GO): carbohydrate:proton symporter activity
Source: RefSeq, a predicted model, not a curated record